AUGGCUAUCUUAGUCCAUCGUGCGAGCGAACUUACCGGCCAAAUCACCCAAUUCAUAUCGGCGCUAGAUGCGACGACCCACGCCGAGCUGAUCAGUCAUCUCACUAGCGCCUGUGAUGCCCUAACGCGUCUUACAACCGCGACGAGCAAUGAAGCAGCUACGACGAGUAAUGAAGCAGCUACGACGAGUAAUGAAGCAGCUACGACGAGUAAUGAAGCAGCUACGACGAGUAAUGAAGCAGCUACGACGAGGAAUGAGGCAACAACCGCGACAAACAACGAAGCAGCUACGACAAACGACGAACGGCCAGCGCAAAACUCAGGCAAAAAGCGCAAAAGACUGAGCGAUGCCAGCUACUCCACUCAUGACGCUAGUCCUGAGGUUGCCCGCUAUGAGCCACAACCGGAAGCAGGUUAUGAAGUCCACCGCUCUCGCCAUAGCUUCACGAUUCAAAAGGAGGAGAUGGGCGAGAAUCUCGUUGGCAAGUUAACAACCUUUGAGGCCCCGAACUUUGCCGAUCGCGUUAUAGCUCCUUCAGACGACAAUGUUAGAGCCUACCUAGACGAGAUCUUUACUAGCAUUCCUGAAGAAGAGGUCCCUUAUUAUGUCGGACUACUCCUUUUCGAUAGCCGUAUCGACGAUAUCCUGUUUCCUGGAAACAGGAACUCUGGCACUGUAUUCCACUGCGAAGAUGGCGUUAUGCGCUCAGUCAACUUGACCCUAUUUGGCUGGAACAUCUGGAUACUGGUAGCGCUGCAUCACAUAGAUAAACUCGAGUCAUUUCUUCUCGGCAAGGUAGCUGAAAUCGAUUUUAUCGUCCUGCUCGCCGGUCCCGGCGAUCUUGUAGAAACUCAACCACGACAAUAUCACUGGGUUAUAAACUACAGCACUGUGGUUAAAAUGGCAAUCAACUUUCUGCGUCCUGGGGAGUGCGCGCUACCUGAAAGCGUUCGUCUUUGUGACGAAUGUGGACUGGCUCCUCUCCAACCUCACUUUGACCAGAUCACCUUGGUGCAGACCAAACGCAGCAGUGCGCGACUACGCAAACCAGGGACGAAGGCUGCGUCUCCAGGCGAAGCAGGCACGAAGACCAUGCCUCCAAGCAAGCGAACGCCAAGGACGUCAAGCGCAUCUCGGCCGCUCAAAGAUCGUACUCUUGGUUCCCCGGCGAAGAAACCUAAGAACUCUACGUUACAGAACGCGGCAAAUUCAGCAGCACAGAGAGUAUACCCACACAAAAGCGACUCUCAGGACAUAUGCGCUGCAUAUCUCAGUGACAAGGUAACCUUGUAUACACCGAUCACAGAUACCUUCGAGGAAUCUGAAGCGCUCCACCUCAUGCUGGUACUAAACAGCAACGUUGCCGUUCACAGCCUGAUCGCUGUAGUGUACGGCUGGAGAGCCCGUUCAUCGACAAUGAUCAAUCAUCACGCAGACCUUACACAGACGAUUCAAGCAAUUAUUAAUGUCGAAUCUAAUGUAUGCUACAAGGAAGCUAUACACGCACUCCUGCUUAUUCAAUUCGCAGACAAAGUGGACAAACUUGCAGAUGGUCGAUUGAGACUUACAAAUGCGGACUGGAAGAAAGUGCAAGAGUCGAGCCCUACUGCCAAACAAAUGUCUAACAAAAAGCUACGGAGAUGGCGCGAGUCCGGUCGGAAAUUGAAGCUCUGGCCUCCUAGCAUUCUCUGUGCUAUCGCUGGCCAUGGCGCAGCGCCCUUUUCCCUGUCCCUCUACAGCUUAACUGGCCUAACGGACAAGUCAAGACAGCGCGUCCUUGCGGCACUUAUCAAUUCGUCAGAGGAGGGAAUCACUUCGAGGAUUCUCGAGGUCGGAGCUUACAUCGCCGAUUCAUUUCUCAAAGGUCUCGACCUCGACGAGUUCGCAUGGGAGUCACUAGAUGCUCUAUGUCUCGACCAACCUUCGGAGAGAGAGGUCCUGAAAUGGCUCCGUCGAUUUCGGGUCGUUGAGGAAUGUUGUUACGAACCUGAGCGCUUUCACAGAUAA
This is a messenger RNA of Microdochium trichocladiopsis, 2007 nucleotides long. RefSeq lists its product as uncharacterized. The transcript is spliced from 5 exons. The record is from RefSeq and is a predicted model, not a curated record. NCBI's taxonomy places the organism in Eukaryota, Fungi, Ascomycota, Sordariomycetes, Xylariales, Microdochiaceae. Bases 1 to 2007 code for a protein of 668 amino acids.